Papaver somniferum (opium poppy) is the source of this 910-nucleotide messenger RNA. Its product is annotated as CASP-like protein 4A4. Lineage: Eukaryota; Viridiplantae; Streptophyta; Magnoliopsida; Ranunculales; Papaveraceae. The coding region runs from base 229 to 804 and encodes 191 amino acids. The record is from RefSeq and is a predicted model, not a curated record. The transcript has 3 exons.
AGAUUGAAGAAAAAGUCUUGAUAUGUUCAUAUUUUUCUUCAGUCAUCAUGUAUUACAAGUUUAGUUUUUUUGUCUGUUACCGUAACUGAAAGGCCAUACUUCUCUGAGGAAAUUUCCAAUGAAUUGAGGGAGUAGUUGAAGAAGACUAUACAAAUCAACCAAAUUUGUUCCAUUUUGAUGAUGAUAGGUUGAUUAUGUAUACAUGAAAGUAACACAAGGGGAAUGUAAAUGGCAGGGGAAUCACAGCGUAUCAUCUUCUAUCCGUCUCAAGAACCCUUGCCCACACCUUCGCCAUUUACGUUCUCCGUUGCAGGUUCCACCACCUUGAGUUUGAGUUCUCAACCCGCUUUUCGUUACGCAAAUCUCUUUCUUCGGUUUGCUGGCUUGCUCUUUUCUUUCAUCUCUGCAAUAUGUCUUGUUUUUCCAUCACCUCAGUACAGAAAUUAUGAGCCUUCUACUUUCCUUAAUACCGCUGAACUAACGUACUGUUUUAUUGUAUCAAUAUUGGCUUCUAUUUACUCAGCUUACCAACUCUUCAAAGGAGUAUGUGACAUUGCAUAUAGAGCACGUUUUAUCUCUGACAAGAUGUCAGAUUACUCCAGCUUCAUUCUUGAUCAGUUGGUGGCUUAUCUUCUGAUUUCAUCAUCUUCAAUAUUGGUACUUACUAUACAUCGAAUUAUACCUACAACAUCGGUUUGGAAGUCUGCGGUUGUGUCUGCGAGUAUGUCGUGCAUCACGUUCGUUAUAAUCGCCAUUUCUACACUUCAGUCAGGUUACAAACUUUGUAAAAGACUUAUUUGGUGAUGUAUUCCUCCAUUUCUAGAGGUUGGAUUGAGUAUAACUUAAAAUCCAUUUUUUUCUUCUGUGUAUGGCGUCAAUCAACAAUUUUAUCCAAUACAAUUUUACACUA